CUUUCAUGGAAAACGAAAUUACGUCUUUUAUUGCUCAAACGUAACAUAUAAAACACAUCAUUUCCUUUGGUUACUCAGACAAAUUAAAUUAAUUCUUGAAUUUUUAUAUAUUUGAAGCUGAGUUUCAUUGGGUGCCAACAAAGAAUUAUUUUGGAUGGCGAUGUGGAGAGUCCUUGUUGUGGCAAUAACAACAGCGUUGCUUCUGUUCAAGCUCGGCUCCGCCUGCUCUAAUGGAGCUUGCAAGGUGGGGGAUAAUUGUUCAUCCGAUUCAGAUUGCGGGCCGGGCCUGUAUUGCUUUUCUUGUGAAGCAGGCUUUGAUGGCUCCAAAUGUGUGAGAACAGCAGCCACCAAUCAGUUCACCCUACUCAAUAAUUCCUUGGCAUUCAACAAGUACGCCUUCUUGACAACCCACAACUCUUUCGCUAUAGACGACGGAAAACCAAGACUCACCUUCACAAACCAAGAAGACAACGUCACUCAACAGCUCACUAACGGCGUUCGUGCUUUGAUGCUCGAUACGUACGACUUCGAAGGCGACAUAUGGCUCUGCCAUUCCUUUGGAGGCCAAUGCCACGACUACACUAAAUUUGAGCCCGCGAUCGACACAUUGAGGGAAAUAGAGGCGUUCAUGUCGGAAAAUCCAUCAGAAAUAGUGACGUUGAUUCUAGAAGAUUACGUGCAGACACCAAAGGGAUUGACGAAGGUUUUCACAGACGCAGGUUUAAUGAAGUACUGGUUUCCCUUGUCCAAAAUGCCCCAAAACGGCCAGGAUUGGCCGCUCGUCGCCGACAUGAUCUCCAACAAUCAAAGGCUGCUCGUUUUCACCUCUCAGAAAUCCAAGGAAGCCGAUGAAGGCAUCGCUUACCAGUGGAAUUACAUGGUCGAAAAUCAAUAUGGUGAUGACGGAAUGAAGGAGGAGUGUUCCAACAGGGGGGAGUCUUCGUUGCUUAACGACACCACCAAAUCUUUGGUUCUGGUCAACUAUUUCAGGUCGGUGCCGGUUAAGCAAAUCGCGUGCGUGCAGAACUCCGGCAGCCUCGCCGACAUGCUGCACACGUGUCAUGCCGCCGCCGGCAACCGUUGGGCUAAUUUUGUGGCCGUCGACUUUUAUAAGAGGAGUGAAGGAGGAGGAACAUUUCAAGCGACCGACUUGUUAAAUGGGGAGCUCUUGUGCGGAUGCAACGACGUCCAUUCUUGUCUUGUAAGUUCAUACUUGAAUUUUGUUUUACUCCCUCCGUUCCUGAAAUAAGUUCCUCUUUGGGGACGGCACGAGUUUUAAGGAAAAGUGAUAAAGUUUAUUGAUAGUGGAGAAAAAUAUGUUAUAAUUAGUAUUAAGAGUGGUGAAAAGGUGAAAAGGUGUUAUAAUUAGUAUUGAGAGUGGUGAAAAGGUGAAAAAAUGUUAUAAUUAGUAUUGAGAGUGGUGAAAAAGUGAAAAGUAAGUAUAACUAAAGUAUUAUUAGUGGUAGGGUAAUUGUCCAAAAAUGGAAAGAAAGAAAAAUGAACUUAUUUGGGGGACGUCCCAAAAAGGAAAAAGAUGAACUUAUUUCAGAGAUGGAUGGAGUAUUUUAUACCUGACUAAGAUAUGAACAAAUCAAUGUACUGUAUGAACAAGUGUUUUGGACUUGGUUUGAAUCUUGGAAGGGAUUGGGUUUAAAUCAA
Salvia miltiorrhiza (redroot sage) is the source of this 1659-nucleotide messenger RNA. RefSeq names its product PI-PLC X domain-containing protein At5g67130-like. The transcript has 7 exons. The record is from RefSeq and is a predicted model, not a curated record. Bases 155 to 1249 code for a protein of 364 amino acids. NCBI's taxonomy places the organism in Eukaryota, Viridiplantae, Streptophyta, Magnoliopsida, Lamiales, Lamiaceae. Gene Ontology annotation, biological process: lipid metabolic process. Gene Ontology annotation, molecular function: phosphoric diester hydrolase activity.